CCGGAGCGCGCCAUGGAGCGGCCCAGGAAGGCGGUGGUGGUGACGGGGUUUGGCCCUUUUGGGGAACACACGGUGAACGCCAGCUGGAUUGCAGUCCAGGUAACUCGAAUCAGGAGGGCAGGGAUCCGGCUCCGGCCUGGGCUCCCCUGGAAAUAUUUGGCACCAAAGAGAAGAAGGCAUCUCCAAGGACAUCUCCUGUGAAGCUUCCUGUGAAGCACUGAAGUCUGAUGUCGGCAUCUCCCCAGAGUGUAGCCACCAUAGCCAGUGUUUGUUGAGUGCCAGCUCUGUGCUCUGAAUUUGCCUAACCACCCUCGCAGGAUUAGGAGCAGUUAUUCUUGUGCCCACUUUAUGGAUGUGGAAACUGAGGCACGGAGAGAGUGUUCUGAGGUCACACAGCCAGGAAACAGAAGUGGCAUUGCCUCAGAAGUGUCCCAUGCCCCAGCCAGGUUUGGGGGGACCAGGCAGGGAUACUGGGGGAUGUAUUAACCUUGUAGAGGGGGUUUAGUGACCCUCAUUGCUGCCUUUUGGCGGCUGGGGGAGAAGAAGGCUGCAUAUUGGGGGGGAGGGGGAGGAUCUUUACCGCUGUCCUGAGCAGGGUGUCCACCUGCAAAGCCUUCCAGUUUCUUUGUCAGAUGGGGCAUUUGGAGGGACAGACUGGGAACAAUGGGUGGAGAGAAACGUUUUCUCCUGUGUAAAUCAGAUCUGCAGAGACCGGAGCCGAACUCACGUUAAUCUGAGCCCAUUAGCCGCUUGAUUUAAAGCAUCCCCUGCUUUCCACUGCAGAGCCCUGAAUUUGGAGAAAAAUCCAAGUUGACACCUCAACAUGUCACCCAUAUUUGCCCCCUCCUUGUUAUCACCUCUACUCCAGACCUCAAAGUCUUCGCCGCUUUCCUUUUUUUUUUUUUUUUUUUUUCCAAUUUUCACCCCACUUUGCAAGCGGGCCAGAGGGCCGGGUCCCGGGACCCUGCAGAUGGGCGCGUGUCCGAGGCGCUGCUGCAGUGCCCGCACCCCAGAGCCCCAGACAAAAAGGAAGCAGCGCGUUUCUGAGGACGUGUGUGUCUGGCUUUGUGGGAGCUUCAGACAGCAGCCUUCACGGGGCUGAGUGGACACAAAGCCGUGUGUCUGAAUUCCUGGGCCCCAGACACUAUGAUCUGCAUCUAAAUAGGAGAAAAAUCAAUUAAACAAUCUUUGGAAAUCCCUGCGAGCUUUGGGACGCGUCAGCGGAGGAGAGCAGCUUUUCAUCAUGCUGCCGGAGGGGAGAUGUCUCUUAGAUUUUAGUCGCCCAUCUCUCCAGACCUCUGAAGACCUUCAACUUCUUCCUCAAGUUACGAAACAAGAAGAGAGGAUCCUCCACCAUUCUGCAGCUAAGGACGCCAACCUCCCCAGAUCUGAUUGUUUCCGUUUUUAAGAAAACGGGAGGCGCACGUACAUCCUGCGCGGAGCUCAGGAAUUUUGCGCAUGUGCACCUUCGCAUCACCCGCGUCCAGAUCGCGAUCUAGAACAUUCCUAGCCCUUCCCCGUUGUUCCUGGCUGCAGAAGCCCCUUGUGCUCCUUCCAAGCCUCCCACCCCCAGGUGUAAACCUUUCUGCCAACUCGAUCGCUGCCAUAGGUGUUUCACCUGUUCUAGAACUUGGCGUCCGAGGAGUGGCGCUCGGGCGGGUGCCGUCUGCAGGGGCCGCCGCGGUUGCUCGGUGCUCUUUAGCUGCCCUGGAUGAAACCAAUUUGCCCGUGAAAAGGGUGUAGCCAUUGGAUGGAUCGAAUCCAUCCCUCAAGAAAAUAGCCUCGGAGCGUUCCUGGUGUGCUCCGGGACGGGUGGCAGGAGGAGUUGAUGUGUGUCACCUCAGGCUGAAGAUGAGUGUUUUGUUCCGCAGAGAGCUGGAGAAGCUGGGGCUUGGCGACAGCGUGGACCUGCAUGUGUAUGAGAUUCCAGUUGAGUACAAGACUGUCCAGAGGCUCAUCCCCGCCCUGUGGGAGAAGCACAGCCCACAGCUGGUGGUGCAUGUUGGGGUGUCGGGGAUGGCGACGGCAGUCACGCUGGAGAAGUGCGGGCACAACAAGGGCUACAAGGGGCUGGACAACUGCCGCUUCUGCCCCGGCUCCCAGUGCUGCGUGGAGGACGGGCCUGAAAGCAUUGACUCCAUCAUCGACAUGGACGCUGUGUGUAAGAGGGUCACUACGCUGGGCCUGGAUGUGUCGGUGACCAUCUCACAGGAUGCUGGCAGGUACCUCUGCGACUUCACCUACUACACCUCCCUGUACCAGAGCCACGGCCGCUCGGCCUUCGUCCACGUGCCCCCCCUGGGCAAGCCGUACAACGCAGACCAGCUGGGCAGGGCGCUGAGGGCCAUCAUCGAGGAGAUGCUGGACGUCCUGGAGCAGUCGGAAGGCAAGAUCAGCUGUCGCCACAAACACUGAGAGCCACUCAGGCCUCCCCGGACCUCGUCCCACCGGGGACCCUGGGAGAGACGUCCGCGCUCGGGGCCUGGCUGGGAAGAACAAGCUCAUCAGCUGGGAUCGGAUUUGGAUCAAAUGUCUUGACUUA
Molecule: messenger RNA, 2542 nt
Organism: Diceros bicornis minor
Lineage: Eukaryota; Metazoa; Chordata; Mammalia; Perissodactyla; Rhinocerotidae
Gene: PGPEP1
Product: pyroglutamyl-peptidase I
Exons: 5
Coding region: 1852-2415 (187 amino acids)
Biological process (GO): proteolysis
Cellular component (GO): cytosol
Molecular function (GO): pyroglutamyl-peptidase activity
Source: RefSeq, a predicted model, not a curated record